ACGUCGGUCGUAAAUCGAAUGUGCAGGUUGUAGUUUUAUUGUGGAACGUGAACCUCCAGCGUUGCUAUAGUAACUUCCUUUAAGCGUCUUUACAAAUGGCGAGUCUUUUAGGGGAAACUUUGUUUGAAAUCAGCGGGCAAGGGCCAGCUCCAAUGAAAGAUUACUUCCAUCUUCAAAUAACAAAAUCAGAUGUGAUUUGGAGAUGGUGGAAGAUUUCUUUGAGAAGCGAAAGCACAAAACCUGGAGAAUUGAGGGAAUCACACCCAGAUUAUCUGGAGGACAGCCUGUUACAGAGUCAGGUGAGAGUGGUAUUCGGUCCUCGCAUCUUGCAACAUACUCUCGCGCUAAGUAAGGGACAGUUCGAUUACCUGGAACGUCUUCCCAGGCGACUCCUGCUUCGGAUUAUGACGUACCUCGAUUUAGAGGACAUUGCACGACUUGGACGAACUUCUCGCAGUCUCAGAAAGCUGUGUGACUCAGAUGAAUUUUGGGAACACACUUUGAAGGCUCACUACAACACGGUACCAGAUGGGGUGGAUGUAUUGGCCAAUGAGCUAGGAUGGAAAACAGUUUUCUUCACCAGUAAGCUUCAGCUGCAGAAGCAAAUUAGUCGGCAAAGACAAAGGACUGAGGAGCAAAAUAACCAAGAAAGGACAGAGUUCAACAUUACAAAUUUGAUUCACAUAACUGACAAUGACCGAGGUGAUUGGUCUGCCCUAGAGUGAGAGGCUGCAAUCUUUACACAAACAUUGUACCAAGAAGAUUACUUGGAACAUACUGUAUAUUGCAGUGUGAGUCACUAUAACAAAAACAGUGGAGGUAAUUUCAUGUUUGCUUGUUUUUUUUUUUAAAUCAUGUUGUGGAGUCAUACACUGGUUCUGUAUCCUGAAAAUGCCAGUGUUUUAUCAAUUAGUUGUCAUUUUAACCUUUAAGCCAUAUGACAGAAGAGGAUCAGUUUUUAUUGCAAACCACUUCAGAAUGACUGUGUGUUUAGUAGAUGUAAACUCCAGUUUGUUUAUGCCUCUGUUUCUGCAGAUUUUUCUAGAAAUAAUUUUCUAAUAAAGUGC
Molecule: messenger RNA, 1067 nt
Organism: Clupea harengus (Atlantic herring)
Lineage: Eukaryota; Metazoa; Chordata; Actinopteri; Clupeiformes; Clupeidae
Gene: fbxo36b
Product: F-box protein 36b
Biological process (GO): SCF-dependent proteasomal ubiquitin-dependent protein catabolic process
Cellular component (GO): SCF ubiquitin ligase complex
Molecular function (GO): protein binding
Source: RefSeq, a predicted model, not a curated record